Messenger RNA from Blastomyces gilchristii SLH14081, 426 nucleotides. RefSeq lists its product as uncharacterized. NCBI's taxonomy places the organism in Eukaryota, Fungi, Ascomycota, Eurotiomycetes, Onygenales, Ajellomycetaceae. The record is from RefSeq and is a predicted model, not a curated record. The transcript has 2 exons. The coding region runs from base 1 to 426 and encodes 141 amino acids.
AUGGACCUAGUCCACAACCUGAUUAUUCUGUGGGAUUUGGACGAUCUGCGUUCACAGACAAUCAACUUGAAAAGCUUAAGCCUUUUGUUGUGCGGCGCGGCGACACUUAAUAUUGCAGACCGGCAGAAUGCUCACAGUAUGACUCUUGCUGUGAGGGGUGUUACGGACCUCUUCAGGCGUGAGAAUGAGCUUCAUCAGGAAAUCCUUGCGUUUUCAAUCUCGCAUGAUCACCGGACAGUCAGAAUAUAUGGCCACUACCCUAUAAUCAAAGGAAAGGAGACUGCCUUCUACCGCCAUCCCAUCCGCACAUUCGACUUCACAGAACUGGAUGGCAAAGAAAAAUGGACGGCAUACAAAUUCACCAACAAUGUCUACGACAUAUGGAUGCCGACUCACUUGAAAAAAAAUAUGCUCAGCUAUCGAUGA